This is a messenger RNA of Penicillium argentinense, 1266 nucleotides long. RefSeq lists its product as uncharacterized. Bases 1 to 1266 code for a protein of 421 amino acids. The record is from RefSeq and is a predicted model, not a curated record. Lineage: Eukaryota; Fungi; Ascomycota; Eurotiomycetes; Eurotiales; Aspergillaceae. The transcript has 3 exons.
AUGCAACUUCCUCCCCUCGCCGUGAUGGCGACAUGGCCGACGCCAAACUACGUCGACCCGGUAACUCGAGGCCACGGCGCCAUGAUCGUCAACAUUAUUGGUACUGCUCUAUCAUUCUUGGUGGUUAUUGCCCGCAUCUACACUCGACUUUGUAUUACCUGCAGUGCCGGAGUCGAUGACAUUCUGAUCGUGAUCGCCAUGAUAUUCGCCAUUGCCAUGGUAGUGGUGACUACCUAUGCCACCGAGGUCUGGGGUUGGAAUCGACACAUUUGGGAUGUCCCGACGACAUGGCUCUCGACCGUGCAAAAGCUGAACCUCGUCUUCCAAAUCAUGUUUUCGAUAUCCUCCUCCGUCACCAAGAUCUCGCUCAUGUGGUUCUGUCGGCGGCUUCUGGGUGCUGGCAAGGGCAACUUCAAGGCGUACAACUUUGCUUUCAUUGGCUCCAUGAUCUUUGUCGGAGUUUGCUGCUUGGUCUUUACUCUUCUCAGCAUCUUCCAGUGCUCCCCUAUCAAGGCGUAUUGGGAAAUCAGCCCCAAGUACGAAUACAAGUGCGCCAACGACGGCAAAAUUGUGUUUUCUGCUAGUGUCAUCAACAUCUUCACGGAUUUCCUGGCCACCGCUCUGCCGAUGCCGCUCAUCUGGAGUUUGAAACUCCCCGCCCGGCAGCGCCUUGCUGUCAUCUCAAUCUUCGGGCUUGGUAUCAUCGUCAAUGUCGCCGGGUCCGUUCGCACUGUGUACGUGUGGAAAAGCAUGGUUGUCGGCUACGAUACUACUUGGAUUGGAUGGCCGGUUCUCGUUGCGGCCUCGAUCGAGAUCAACCUGGGACUGAUUUGCUCCUCAGCCCCGGCUCUUCGUCCACUUAUUGCCACUUUCAUUCCCCGAUUCCUUCAAUCAACCCGAAACCUCGGCUCCUCCUACAACCAACGCAGCCGUUCCCAAAAGCUCUGGUCCUCAACCGGCCGCUCUCGCAAUUCGCACAUGGUUGUCGGUACCAACGACUCUCGUCAAGCAGGUUAUGAAAGCGAUCGCUUCGAGAUCAUGCGGACGGUUGAGAUGGAAAGCUGGAGUGAAUCCCGGCUGGCUCACAAUAACGCAAUGGGCCAUGCUUAUGGCAUCUCAUCGGAGCAUUCACGCACAGUCUCUCCCGAGAAUGACAUUGAACUGAAGCAAGGCGGCAUGGUCUACUCGUCAGCUGCCAGCGACAAAUCUUCUACGUCGCUGCCGCGCGGUGCAGUUUCACCUUUCGAAGACAGGCGCCCCCAUUGA